CAGCUUAUGUUAAAUAUGGCUGCCCCCUUGUUGCACGAGAAAACACAAAUCAGGGUGAGCUCAGUUCUUAACCGAGAUGUAAAGCAGUUUGGGAAGAAGUACCUGACAGAUGGAGAGGAGGAUACAUGCUGGAACUCAGAUCAGGGCUGUCCACAGUGGAUUCUGGUGGACUUUCACCGCGAUGUAAAGGUGAAGGACAUUCAACUUCAGUUUCAAGGCGGGUUUGCUGGCAAGGAAUGCUGGGUUGAGUCAGGGAAGGAGGCAGUUCAUAUGAGCAAGACGGCAGACUUUUACCCUGAAGAUAUCAACUCACUGCAGACAUUCACACUGUCAGAGGCGCCUGUUGCCACGGUAAUGAGAAUCGUUUUUAACAGCAGCACUGAUUUCUUUGGUCGUAUAACUCUAUACAAGCUGGACGUCCUGGGUGAACCAUCCUGACAUGAUAAGGGAGAUAACUCAAAGCUUAACAGAGACCAUCAAUGUUAUUAGUCAAGAUAAGGGAGGUAACUCAAAGCUUCUAUACAAGCUCGACAUCCUGGGUGAACCAUCCUGACACUAUGUGGAACCUAAGGUACAGGAGCUAGGCAUUACAAGCGAGACAACGCAGGACAGGGUGGAAUGGCGGCAUGGAACUCCCUGAAGCUCAUCACAGCUGUAUUUCUAGUUGCUGUCUACUGAAAUAUCCACUUGGAAGAGUAUCAUCAUUUUAUAUUGUGUACCUUGUCAGCUGAGCCAGUGAUGCAAGAGCUGAUUGUUACUAAAUGGUUCUGGGUCAGUAGGUAGCCUUAUGGUUACUGCCUUGCUUGUAAUGCUGAAGACCCAGGUUUGAUUCCCCACAUGGAUCCAGUGUGUGAGGCUCACUUGGUAGAUGCAUGUCAUCGUAUCUCAAUUGGGACCGUGGGGUAGCCUAGUGGUUUAAGCGUUCGUUCAUCA
Messenger RNA from Haliotis rufescens (red abalone), 933 nucleotides. Its product is annotated as nuclear receptor 2C2-associated protein-like. The transcript is spliced from 4 exons. Lineage: Eukaryota; Metazoa; Mollusca; Gastropoda; Lepetellida; Haliotidae. The record is from RefSeq and is a predicted model, not a curated record. The coding region runs from base 7 to 438 and encodes 143 amino acids.